CUGUCACUUCGUUCGAUUCGAAUCAUUCGUUUUCGUUUCGCCUUCUAAACCAUUUUAUUAAAUUUAAUGGAAUGGUUUUUUUUUGACAAAUAGUAAACAAACUAGAACAACAACUUAUAUUAUCAUGGCAUCUAAGCAAAAAAAUAUUUUUACUCGAAGUAAACCGCUUUUAAAUAUUUAUAGUUCAGUGGAUCAUGAAGGAAAAGAGGUAGAAGUGAGGGAAGACGCCGAACAGUUAGUGAAAUGGCAUGAGAUAUCUGAUGCUUUGGUUGCGGCAGGUUACUACCGCGCUCAACUUCAGGGUUUAACCCCGUUCGAUAAAAUCGUCGGAGGUCUUACUUGGUGCAUUGAAUUGUGCGACAUUGAUGUCGACAUCAGCCUUUUGUUUGAGGAGAAUCUUACGAUUGGCAAAAAAAUAGCAUUAACAGAGAAGAUAGUUAAGGUACUGCCAAGUAUGAAAUGUCCAUUCAUAAUAGAGCCUCAUCAGAUACAAGGUCUGGACUUCAUUAACAUCUACCCUUUAAUCCAGUGGCUUAUUAAGUACUCAAGUGAGUUCCGAGAAGCAAAAGAGGAUGAGUUGCGAAGAUUUGCUGUAAUGCAAUAUGAAAAAAGUCAUAUAUUUGAAUCUGACAGAACAAUGUUUGCUCAAAAAGAAAAAGUUUUGAGAAAUUUAACCAUUAUACAGAAUAUGUAUAAACCAUGUAGAGUUCGCAAACGGAAAGGUGGUCUAACUGGAAACGAAUUGGAGCAAGUGAAUGCGACUCUCUCAGAAUAUGAUCAGCGCAUGCUGAUGCAUGUGUCUGCAAAUAAAGAUGAUGCUAAGAAUGAUGACGGACUUGAUUUCUUAUAUGAUUAUGAAAAGACAUUGGCUGAUCCUUCAGCAAUAACUACUGAGGCUGAUAGAUUUAAAGAUCAGGCUACAAACAUGGAUACUGCCGAAACUAAAAUUCAUUAUGCUGUGUUACAAUCAGAACUUACUGGAGAGCUGUCUAAAGAACUGGAGAUGAGUGAAAAGAUGAAAUAUUCAGAAGAUGUAGACAGGUUGACAAAAACUAUUGACACGAUGGAGGCUGACAUGCAGAACUUUAAGAAGGAACAUGAAGAUAGAAUGGAAAGGUCCAAAAGAAGUUACGCAAGUAUGGUGGCCAAGUUACAGAAGGUCACAAAGAAGCUGAUGAACUCUAAUGAGAAUAGUGAAUUGGAUGUAAAGAAGUUUUACAAAUCCCUCAAAGAUUUGGCCCAAGAAAGAAACGAACUUCUUCAUAUCAUACAACACAGAGAAAAAGAAAAUAAAAGACUGGAAGAGGAACUAAGGGUUGCACAAGAUCCCACUGCUGUUCAAGAAGAAAUCCCGCUGACAUCGGAGGAGAUGAAAGAAUUCCUUGAUCGAGAAGUGAAGCUGCAGGAGUUCAUUAGCAGCAUGAGGCGUGAGCUGGCUCGCCUCAACCGGGAAGUGCUGAGGUACUCCGUGGCCGUCGACGAGAUUCCCGGGACUGCUGAGCUACUGCAGUAUGAGAAAAGAUUCAUGGAGUUAUAUAACCAAGUUGCCUCAAAACACAGGGAGACCAAGCAGUAUUAUAUCUUUUAUAAUACACUUUACGAAGUAAAACUUUACACCUCUAAAGAGCUGAGCUUGCUCAAUUCCAUCUUGGAUAAUUACGAAGAAGCGAUGUCAUCAGCUAGGAAGCGAGAAGAGUUUAUGUCACAAUUUGAAUCGAUAGUCGACUGGGUGAAUCAGACAGUUCGAAAAGUUGAAGAGAAGUACAAACAAGAGAAAGAAACCAAGAACGCCCUGCAUAUAGAGUACUCGCGUUUGUUAGAGGUCCAGAGACAAUACGCGGCGGCGUUAAAGAAGCUGGCUGAAGAGAGACAGAAAGUUGGCGACAGGAGUUGACCUGUUCCCGAUGCAACUUGAGGGAAAUGUGCAAUUGUUUUGCCGAGAUUGUAGAUCAGCAAAUGGGCAACAGAAAAUGUAUGUUAUCAUAUCCAUAUUUUUUUUAGUAGUCAGUAAAUCAGAACAUCUUCUUUCAAAAGAUAAAUCUGUUGAGUUUCUAGCAACUUUAAAUAAACCUGCAAUAUAAAACACCGUGUAAACCCCUGUACCAGAAUAUGUUGAUGCAUAUUUUUUUAUGUGCCAUGUCUAAGCCUUUUUAACUAAAUUUUUGUAUCAAAUGAAUAUAUAUAACUGUAUAGUACAGAUUUGGUAGUUAUUUCUAUAUUGUUCUAUGUGUAUAUAUUACGGCUAUACCCCGAAGUGCGGCUAGACCUAGGUAAAGACGGUUACACCUGCGUCAUCGUCACUUAGGUUUAGCCGGCUAAAACUAAGUGUAGCCGCACUUUGUGAUUUAGCCAUAACAAAUAUCUAUAUUCUUAUUACACGUUCAUAUUGUAGGUUUAGUGUGAAAUUAAUUUUGUGCUUUCAUUCUUAUUUUUAUUUAUUGUAAACCUUUUUAUAAAUAAAAUAAAAAUAUUUAUAAAUAAAAAGGUUUCAAACUAAAUAAAAAAGAAUAAAAAUCUGUGUUGUACUCACAAAAAUUUAAUUUAUCUAAAAUUAAAUGUCUGUGUAUUUCUGCUGCCCAUCGUGAAGUCUAGUCUUAAAAUGACGAUUUUAUACUUUUGUAUCCAUUCCGAAUGCGACGCCGUUAUUAAACAAAUUGUUACGUAUAUUGCUAAGACUGAUAAAGCUUUUUAUUAUUUAUAGGUAUUUCCAGUAUGUUAUAAAAUAUAAGGAUAUUAUUAUAAUAUAAUACAUUUUAAAUUAAACAA
This is a messenger RNA of Plodia interpunctella (Indianmeal moth), 2766 nucleotides long. It is a transcript of the gene fidipidine, whose product is annotated as fidipidine. The record is from RefSeq and is a predicted model, not a curated record. Lineage: Eukaryota; Metazoa; Arthropoda; Insecta; Lepidoptera; Pyralidae. Gene Ontology annotation, biological process: Golgi to plasma membrane transport. The transcript is spliced from 10 exons. The coding region runs from base 125 to 1894 and encodes 589 amino acids.